AUGGCCCACGUGAGACACUUUCGGACAUUAGUUUCGGGAUUUUAUUUCUGGGAAGCAGCACUCUUACUCAGUUUGGUUGCAACAAAGGAAACAGAUAGUGCAAGAUCUAGAAGUACUCCAAUGUCACCUUCUGACUUCCUGGAUAAAUUAAUGGGGAGGACAUCAGGAUAUGAUGCAAGAAUCAGACCCAAUUUUAAAGGUCCUCCAGUUAAUGUCACAUGCAACAUAUUCAUAAACAGCUUUGGCUCUAUUGCUGAGACAACUAUGGAUUACAGAGUGAAUAUCUUUCUUCGUCAGAAAUGGAACGAUCCUCGCCUUGCAUAUAGUGAAUAUCCUGAUGACUCUUUAGACCUAGACCCUUCCAUGUUGGAUUCCAUUUGGAAACCUGACUUGUUCUUUGCCAAUGAAAAGGGUGCCAACUUUCACGAAGUUACCACAGACAACAAACUGUUAAGAAUUUUCAAGAAUGGAAAUGUUCUUUAUUCAAUAAGAUUGACAUUAACACUUUCCUGUCCGAUGGAUCUCAAGAAUUUUCCGAUGGAUGUGCAAACAUGCAUAAUGCAACUGGAGAGUUUUGGAUACACAAUGAAUGACCUCAUUUUUGAAUGGCAAGAUGAGGCACCUGUACAAGUGGCAGAAGGACUCACUCUGCCCCAAUUUCUGUUGAAAGAAGAGAAAGAUUUACGAUACUGCACUAAACAUUACAACACAGGAAAGUUUACAUGCAUAGAAGUGCGAUUCCAUCUCGAACGACAAAUGGGAUACUAUCUGAUCCAGAUGUAUAUUCCCAGUCUCCUGAUUGUUAUUCUGUCGUGGGUUUCAUUCUGGAUCAAUAUGGAUGCUGCUCCAGCCAGGGUAGCUUUGGGAAUAACUACUGUGCUGACUAUGACCACACAGAGUUCAGGAUCCCGAGCUUCCUUACCAAAGGUAUCAUACGUCAAAGCUAUUGACAUUUGGAUGGCAGUAUGCCUCCUUUUUGUGUUUUCAGCACUUCUGGAAUAUGCAGCUGUAAAUUUUGUAUCAAGACAGCACAAAGAACUUCUGAGAUUUCGACGAAAGAGAAAGAAUAAGACAGAAGCUUAUGCACUGGAGAAGUUUUACCGUUUCUCAGACACGGAUGAUGAGGUCAGGGAAAGUCGAUUCAGCUUCUCAGCCUAUGGCAUGGGACCGUGUCUGCAAGCAAAGGACAGCGUGACCCCCAAGGCCCCAAACCGUCCUGCCCAGGUAAUGCCAGAAAGCCCCGAUGAAAUGAGGAAGAUAUUUGUUGACCGGGCCAAGAAGAUUGACACCAUCUCCCGAGCCUGCUUCCCAUUAGCCUUUUUGAUUUUUAAUAUUUUCUACUGGGUUAUCUAUAAAAUUCUUAGGCAUGAGGAUAUCCAUCAGCAAUGA
Molecule: messenger RNA, 1389 nt
Organism: Pipistrellus nathusii (Nathusius's pipistrelle)
Lineage: Eukaryota; Metazoa; Chordata; Mammalia; Chiroptera; Vespertilionidae
Source: the annotation of a GenBank genome assembly